This is a messenger RNA of Penicillium robsamsonii, 3090 nucleotides long. Its product is annotated as sodium/calcium exchanger protein. Gene Ontology annotation, biological process: monoatomic cation transport; transmembrane transport; intracellular calcium ion homeostasis. Gene Ontology annotation, molecular function: monoatomic cation transmembrane transporter activity. Bases 1 to 3090 code for a protein of 1029 amino acids. Gene Ontology annotation, cellular component: membrane. Lineage: Eukaryota; Fungi; Ascomycota; Eurotiomycetes; Eurotiales; Aspergillaceae. The transcript is spliced from 2 exons. The record is from RefSeq and is a predicted model, not a curated record.
AUGAACCAACUGCUGUCCUUCCUGCAGCCUGCCGUCCGCAAGCCCCAAUAUUCAAUUCGACCAUUCUAUACCACGCUGUUGGUAUUUACACUUAUUGCAACAGCGAAGUGGUUACUGGCUGGUACUACAAAUGAACAUGCGCAGGUUGCGCAACCAGGUACAGGGCCACAUGUAAACCUGUUCAAACGAGAGGGUGAACUAGAGUGCCGCUUGGUCCGCAACGUCGAAAAUCAGUGUGCCUACGUCCGCGCCAACUGCCCCGAUCACGAGGAUGGCCUGAUCUCAUACCUUCAAUUUUACUAUUGUGGGCUGGCUGAUGCAAAACCGGUAGCAUUCACGAUAUUGAUCCUCUGGCUAUCACUGCUCUUCAGUACCAUCGGCAUCGCGGCAAGCGAUUUCCUAUGUAUUGAUCUCAGUACAUUGGCCAGCAUCCUAGGUUUGAGCGAGAGUCUUACAGGCGUGACAUUCCUUGCAUUUGGCAAUGGAAGCCCCGAUGUGUUUUCCACCUUCGCCGCCAUGCGGUCGAACAGUGGGAGCUUGGCGAUUGGUGAGUUGAUCGGCGCGGCGACUUUUAUUACCUCUGUUGUUGCGGGCUCCAUGGCGUUAGUUCGGCCGUUUAAGGUCGCGCGAAGGAGUUUCGUCCGAGAUGUGGGCUACUUCAUAGUGGCCGUCGUUCUCAGCAUGUUUAUGCUUGCCGAUGGGAAACUCCAUGUAUGGGAGUCGGCUGCGAUGGUAGGCUUGUACGGCUUUUAUGUCGUAAUGGUGGUGACCUGGCACUGGUAUCUGGUACGACAACGCCGGAAGAAUGAGAGAGACCUCGCAGCGCGAGCUCACUUUUAUAUACCGGAGAACCAAGAGCUGGAGAUCGAAGAAGCCGUUGAGGAUGAUGAUCCCGGUGUAGCAUCAGAGUCACGAAGUCUUCUCCGCGGAGCCUCAACCGAGGAUUUCGAUCUUUUGGAACGCGCCGAGGCUGUUCCUCUAUGGAAAGAAGAGGACGGCGAGGACGACGAAACGCGCAACCGCUAUUUGGCUGAAAUCCGUGAUAAUAUGCACGUCUAUCGGCCUGUGAAAUCGAGGCGUAAUACGAUGAACCCCAUUCGACCCAGUCUUGUCGGUGCAUUGGAGUUCCAGUCUGUUCUUCACUCGCUACAGAAGUCAAGAAACACCCGUCGCAAUCCCACAAUAGGCCUGAACAGCUAUUCAGAUGACGGUGACUCUGAUUUCGACACGCGCUCGGUAGCAUCGCAUCCUCGCGCCAGUCGACCAUCUGCCAGUAACGACCGCCUGUCGCCAUCCAGCGCAGCAGGUUCCUCCCGGGUUCGAGCUGUGUCGGCGAACGAUGCUGCGGGGUUAAAAUUUGACUCUAGUGUUCUGGAGCCGUCGCCAACACGAGGUCCAUUGCUUACAGUAAGCAGACCUUCUUUUGAGGAUACUUCGGGACAAGAAGCCAUGGAGUCACGCCAACUCCCUCCAAUUGACACUGACAUGGCACUGGGUGUGUCUUCUGCGGAUCGGUCGCCGAGUCUGAGUCCAGGCACGACAGGUCCUCAGACUCCUGACCGGCUCGCUCCAUCCGACGCUUUUAACCCUCCCAAUUACCACAACGGAGAGACAAAUGAACGGCCCUCGCUGUCAGUGUCUCCUAAGGGUACUGCAACCCGCCUUCAGUCAGGCUUCGGGUUAGAAAGCCCUUCGGUGCCCUUCCCAACGUAUACUGAUUUACCCUCCAUGCCGUCCUCACGAUCACCCAGCAUUCGACUCCCAAAUUCAACCAGCCCGCUAGAACGGCUACAAGUCCACGAUGACUAUGAUGAUUUUGCUCAUGUAGGCCGCACUUUCCACAAAUACCUGAGGAAUUGGUGGCCUGACUCGAUCCCCCCUCCCCAGCAGAUUGGUUGCACACUCUUCCCGACCUUGGUGGGAUGGAAAUCUAAAAAUGUCUGGGAACGACUGCUCGGUAUUAUUGCAGCCCCCAGUGUCCUGCUGCUAACCAUAACGGUCCCAGUCGUUGAGCCAGAGGCACCAGAGUCUGUGGAACCGGACCCCAUACCCUCGGUGAUCAUUCAGAACAUCGACGAGGAAGGGAAUCCCUCCCCAAGGGUUAGACUUCCAGCUGAUAGCCCAGUGAUCGCGGCUCAGGCACAUGACUACGGCGGAUCCGUCUCUAAUGUUCCGCCAACGCACCCCCAUCGGAAGUCGUCGUAUGAACAGACUACUCGCACGCGAUGGGACUCAGAACUCCCGGCAGUGCCAGUGCCAGGCUCACCUUCUUCGAAUCCCGUGCCAACAAAGGACUGGAAUCGCUGGCUGGUCUCCAUCCAGCUUUUCACAGGCCCCUUCUUCGCCGUGCUCAUCGCCUGGGUGACCAUAGACGAAGACCGUCAGCCGCGCAACCUUAUUCUUCCCUCCCUCGUCUCCCUCUUAUUCUCCUCCAUCUGUCUCACAGUUCUGAUAAUCAGCACCCGUCGUCAACGAAACAGCCGACGUCUCAGUUCAAAUAUUUCCCUACCACUUCUCCCCCAUGAAUCCCAACCUCACAUCCACACCCUUCCAACUCCAUGGCGGCCCUUCCUCUCCCUACUUGGCUUCUUAGUCGCCAUAGCCUGGAUUGCGACGAUUGCUACAGAAGUUGUCUCCCUCCUCAAGACCAUCGGCGUCGUGCUCAACAUCUCUGAUUCCCUACUCGGAUUGACCGUUUUCGCAGUCGGGAACUCGCUCGGCGAUCUAGUCGCUGAUGUCACAGUAGCCCGACUCGGGUAUCCGGUCAUGGCACUGAGCGCCUGUUUCGGUGGUCCAAUGCUCAAUAUCCUCCUCGGUAUCGGGCUUGGUGGUCUGUAUAUGACCGUCAAUGGCGGGAACCAGAGACACAAUGAAGCACUCCCGGAUGUCACCCCUGUGCAAGUCCCCUAUGAGAUCGCCAUCUCCAAGGUGCUCAUCAUCAGCGGCGCGACGCUUUUGGUUAUCCUCAUUGGGCUUUUGGUUGUUGUUCCUAUGAACAAUUGGAGAAUGGAUCGCAGGAUUGGCUGGGGUCUUAUCGUUGUUUGGUGUGUCAGUACCCUAGGUAAUGUGAUUGCGGAAGUUGUCUCGUGA